This is a messenger RNA of Penicillium bovifimosum, 315 nucleotides long. RefSeq lists its product as uncharacterized. The transcript has a single exon. Gene Ontology annotation, molecular function: oxidoreductase activity. Bases 1 to 315 code for a protein of 104 amino acids. Lineage: Eukaryota; Fungi; Ascomycota; Eurotiomycetes; Eurotiales; Aspergillaceae. The record is from RefSeq and is a predicted model, not a curated record.
AUGACCUUCACCGUCGCUAUCAUGUACCCCAACCCCGAGCAUGUCGAAUUCAACGACGACUACUACAUGAAGACCCACAUGCCUCUCGUCGAGAAAUCCUGGAAAAGCUUCGGCCUGAUCAGCUGGCGCGUCAACAAGUUCCCCGCUGCGCUCGACGGCUCCCGUUCUGAGUAUCUGAUUCAGGCUACCCUUGAGUGGGAGAGUGAGGACGCUUUGAAGGCUGCCCUGGGAUCCCCCGCCAGUGCCGACGUGUUUGGCGACAUUCCCAAUUUCACCAACGUGAAGCCUAUCUCUUUGAAGGGUGUCACUCUCUAA